AUGACCACAGAACCCAAAACUGCGGCAGAGGCAACGGAUCUUUCGAAGGAGGUAAUAGCCGCAUUGGACCAAACUGGACAGCAGAUAUCCCAGAUCGUUGAAUCAUUUAUCGAAUUGGGGGUCCUUGUCCAUGAUUUCCAAGCAGCAGAAACCUCAACCGAAUCUCUAGCCUACAGACUAAACCAGACCGUCGAACAACUACAGUCGCUCACAAAUUCACACAAAGCAGAACUAUCUCAAAUACCUAUCCCCAUGGAUGUGUUGCAUUACAUCGAGGAUGGGCGGAACCCUAACGUCUAUACGAGGGAGUUUGUCGAAAGCACCAAAAAAUCAAACCAACACUUGAGAGGAAAGAGUAUUGCGUUCAAGCAGCUAAGAGAUAUAUUGGGGAAUAAGAUUGCUGUGGAAUUUCCUGAGUUGACAGACACUAUUGAACAUGUGUACAAGAGAACUGAUUGA
Saccharomycopsis crataegensis is the source of this 459-nucleotide messenger RNA. It is a transcript of the gene NUT2, whose product is annotated as mediator complex subunit NUT2. Gene Ontology annotation, biological process: positive regulation of transcription by RNA polymerase II. Lineage: Eukaryota; Fungi; Ascomycota; Saccharomycetes; Ascoideales; Saccharomycopsidaceae. Gene Ontology annotation, cellular component: mediator complex. The transcript has a single exon. Gene Ontology annotation, molecular function: transcription coregulator activity. The coding region runs from base 1 to 459 and encodes 152 amino acids. The record is from RefSeq and is a predicted model, not a curated record.